AUGAAAGGGCCCCUUAUAGAAAAGACUGGAAUAGACACGACCAAAAUAGACACGACCGGAUACGUUGUGUUCAUGGUCGAAAUUGAAGCGGAGAGGGAUUUACUCGUACCUUAUGGCACCAUUCUUGUCAUGUGUCUUAGUAGUCAGUCAAUCCUUGUUGACAGAAAAAAUAAAGAUGACGCAACGGAGAGGGAUUUACUCGUACCUUAUGGCAUCAUUCUUGUCAUGUGUCUUAGUAGUCAGUCAAUCCUUGUUGACAGAAAAAAUAAAGAUGACCCAAGUAUUGUUUGUAUUGCCAAGCGUGAGGAGCUCUCCAGUAAAUUUGCUAUUAAUGGAAUAAGUCUUUUACCGAAUGAUUCCACCUUAGGAGAAGUAGUUGUUCUUAUGCCGGCAAAGGAAGUCCAAAAUUUUUCCAUGAUGUUCAAGGCUAUGGAUCUCUACCUUGUAGCAUUUAAGUUCCUCGAAGGAGCAAAGUGGAAUCGGCUCCGUAUUGCGAAGGACGUGGAUGAUGUCAAGUUCUACGGCAAUUACCAAUCUAUGUUAUCGAUGGCGGGAUAUGGUACCAUAGUUGACAUAAUUGUCAACAAAUCGAGCCUCGAAAAUGCCAUCCACACACUGGGGAAAAAAGACCACGUCCAACCGAAAAUAAUUGCUAGGGCAAUCUUGCAGCUAAUCCUUUUCUUUUGUGAGAGCGCACGGUUCGAUCAAGUUGAAGCGCAUUGUUCCUACUUUCUAGAACCUACAAAAGAACGAAGUCACGUCUCAAUCUCCAACCUACCUAUGUUGUUGACUCAUUGGAAGAAACUCUCAAUCAUAGCUGCGACAAGGUUGCAAAAUAGUUGUAGACUUGCCUUGUUGGAGAGCUAUGGCUUGACCACAAGAGAAAACGAGCUGGUUACAACUUUGGGGGACGCGAGGAAGGAGGUAAAGCUCCUGCAUGGGACCUCGCCCCUCGACGCACAUGAACUGGAGAGCAAGUUCGAAACUUUUAGGCGGGAAGUCUUCACCUCUUUCCACGCAGAGUGGCGUGAGGAGCUCUCUUGUAAAUUUGCUAUUAAUGGGAUAAGUCUUUUACCGAAUGAUUCCACCUUAGGGGAAGUAAUUGUUCUUAUGCCGGCAAAGGAAGUCCAGAAUUUUUCCAUGAUGUUCAAGGCUAUGGAUCUCUACCUUGUAGCAUUUAAGUUCCUCGAGCAAAGUGGAAUCGGCUCCAUUGCGAAGGACGUGGAUGAUGUCAAGUUCUACGGCAAUUACCAAUCUAUGUUAUCGAUGGCGGGGUAUGGUACCAUAGCUGACAUAAUUGUAAACAAAUCAAGCCUCGAAAAUGCCAUCCACACACUGGGGAAAAGAGACCACGUCCAACCGAAAAUAAUUGCUAGGGCAAUCUUGCAGCUAAUCAUUUUCUUUUGUGAGAGCGCGCGGUUCGAUCAAGUUGAAGCGCAUUGUUCCUACUUUCUAGAACCUACAAAAGAACGAAGUCACGUCUCAAUCUCCAAUCUACCUAGGUUGUUGACUCAUUGGAAGAAACUCUCAAUCAUAGCUGCGACAAGGUUGCAAAAUAGUUGUAGACUUGCCUUGUUGGAGAGCUAUGGCUUGACCACAAGAGAAAACGAGCUGAUUACAACUUUGGGGGACGCGAGGAAGGAGGUAAAGCUCCUGCAUGGGACCUCGCCCCUCGACGCACAUGAACUGGAGAGCAAGUAUGCGGUUCGUGGAUUUGAAGAGAGAGUCUGCUGCUGUCAAGAAGUCCACCUACUGGAGGGACUUUAA
This is a messenger RNA of Striga asiatica, 1767 nucleotides long. The record is from the annotation of a GenBank genome assembly. NCBI's taxonomy places the organism in Eukaryota, Viridiplantae, Streptophyta, Magnoliopsida, Lamiales, Orobanchaceae.